This is a messenger RNA of Marchantia polymorpha subsp. ruderalis, 2731 nucleotides long. The record is from the annotation of a GenBank genome assembly. NCBI's taxonomy places the organism in Eukaryota, Viridiplantae, Streptophyta, Marchantiopsida, Marchantiales, Marchantiaceae.
CCUAUCCGGUCUGCGAAACCGAGAGCGCAAGCAAAGCAAAGCAAGCGAGCAGGAAGAGUUGGGCUGUCCCCAGGUCCGCGCGAUGGCACCUUUCGCGGUCGUGUGAUCAUGCACCCCACGAGUUUCGAUCUGCAGAUGGUCCAAUGAGCUGUUCCAUGAAGAGUUCCGCAUUUCUGCCCACUUUUAUAUUGGAUGCAGCUGUUGCCGCGGGGUCGGAGGCUUCUUCAACGGUCAUGCUGCGAGCUUCCGGUGGACUUCGGCGACCGAAUUUCAGCACAUGGUUGCGAUUUUCUUUUCCUCCUCGAAGGAACCAUUUGCCAGCUUGCAUUAGUCGCAUCAGCCUCGGCAGAAGCAGGGAGAGCUGGGAUCGGACUCCCCCCGCCCCCGGUUUAAGAUCCACUUCGCUCAUCUUCUAGAUGUGUCAGCUGACAACCGCAGCAGAUGUGAGGUUCUCGUUCUCUUCCAAGAAAGGGAACAGAAUCGCAAGCGCCUUGGGGACAAAUCGAACGAUUGACUGAGCGAGUGAAUGCGUGAAACUGCGAGUAGCUCUGUCUCCACGACUCGACUUAGGCAUAUGCGUGAGACUAGAGAGACCAGAGGCCAGCUGUAGGAACCGGUUCCGAGAUCGAUCAAGAAAGGGCAAGGCUCGUGAAGCAGAAAAUUGGGACAGUAGACGAGGAAAUGAUCUCGUAGGGGAGUCGACUUGAAGGUUCUUCCGAGAUGGGGCUGACGAUUUCGAGGGUGUUUCGGAGCCUCUUCUUCUUCGCGAGGCUAAUUAAGAAGGAGAUGCGAAUUUUGAUUGUGGGGCUGGAUGGGGCCGGGAAGACCACAAUCCUGUACAGGAUGAAGCUAUCACAGGUCGUCGACGCGAUUCCGACCAUCGGAUUCAAUGUCGAGACCGUCGAGUAUAAGAAUAUCAGUUUCACGGUGUGGGAUGUCGGAGGCUCGGCCGGCAGGCGGCAGUUCUGGCGGCACUACUACGCGAACACGCAGGCGGUGAUCUACGUCGUGGACAGCGGCGACAGGCUCCGUCAGGCCGAGGCCUGUCACGAGCUGCACAGCAUGUUGCAAGAGGAGGAGCUUCGCGGCGCAGCGCUGCUGGUGUUCGCCAACAAGCAGGAUCUGCCCGGGUCCAUGAAAGAACCCGAGGAGUUCGAGGAGGCGCUUGAUCUCGCGGCCUUGCGCGAGAAGAGGCCCCUGCAUCUCCAGAGGGCGUCCGCUGUGACCGGCGAGGGCCUUCUCGAGGGUCUGGAAUGGUUGUUCAUCACUCUCACGAACAAAUCCAUCAAGUCCUGAUCAAUCCAUCCAUCCAACCUCUCUCGUGGCUCUCUCGCUCGCUCGAUCGAUUGAUUGAUCGGUCGACAGUCUCUCCGGAACCUACUGAGGCUCUACGGCACUUCUAUCCAGCAAGAGCCUGUACAGAUUUCCGCCUCGAUUCAGUGGCUAGGGGCACAUUCUGGUCGGCAGGCGCAGUAACUUCACCACCACGGAACGCAAGAGUUUGUGCGAAGGCGCUGGCGAACGACCGAAUGGAGAACUCGUCGUGAGCUGACAGGGGGGACGACAUUCUCACGACGAUGACGUGGGCCUCGACGAAAGCCCGAAAACACCACGUGUACAUACAUUCAUCAUCACCCGGGGCUUCCUAAGGACAACAUAUCUCUAAAAUUCAUGUAAAGUUCGGAGGAAAGUUUAGUCGACGGAUUCUGGAAACUCUUUCCAGAAUCCGCUCUUCCAAAGCCGCAAUACCAAAACCUAUAGACCCCCCUCCCCCGUUCACAUACCCGCAAGAAGCGGAAACCAAAACAGCAAUGCAAAAUUACACUCACUACCUACAGACUCCAAAUCUCCGCUCGUUUCAGCGUACUGUCACACGACCGAAGCCGAUCGACGAUAUCCUGUGUCCAGUAAUGUGUACGGAAAUUCGAUCCUGUCGCUGCUGAUUUCUGAUCUCGAAGCCGAACCACGUCCAUCAUCCGACCAGGCUUUGCGCACCAGAUUUCGGUGGUCUACUGAAAGUACUGCGUUGAUCACCGACCGAGGCACACGAUGAACUUCGUACCCGAGUAAGUGCAGCUGUCAGGCUGCGCGUCACUGCUUCUUUUGGGAGAUGAACGAAUUCACUAGUGGGAGCAGGCUCGGAACUUUCCAGUUAUGAGGAUUCCCGGAGUGUGGCAGAGCUGGCGUACAGCGAACGCCAACUAUGGUUUGCAGUUCUGGUAGAUCUUGCAGGCGGACGGGUUGCUCCAUUGUAUUUCGGACAUCGAUGAUGAUUCGCAUGGAGGAGAGCGUACACGACGAUACCCAGUGUCCAGUGCUUCGAACGGAAAUUCUAUCGUGUCGAAAGUAGCUUGGGGACGACGAUGCCUUGAAGCUCGGCCGCAACUCCGUCGCUUGAUGCAAGGCGAUGGGAGGGGAUCCACAGCCUAUAGUGGUCCCAGUUGCAAUUCGACAAAUUUGGUCCAGCGGACUGUACACUCAUCAAGCCCAUCGAGCCAAAUAGCUUUAGUUUCAAACCGGAGCUUUAGUUUCGGCUACAGAGCCCACAUGCCGGAUCCACUGCCGCAUGCUGUAGAGAAGUUUCCAGAGCACAUACAUGUGGAAACUCACUGGCAUGAUGCGUCCGGUGAUGUGAACAACCGCACCAUAUGACGAGAGGAACGUGAUUGAGAAGAUUGUGUUCCGGCUAGAACCGAUUAAAUCAGAAGUUCACGGAUGCGAUUGUGAGCAG